ACACACACACACACACACAAUGUGAUUCCCUGCCCUUCCCAUGAGGUAGCCAAGCCCCGUCGUUGGCAUCUGAAACAGCUGGGUCGCGUCGAGAAGAUUGUGGAUUAACGUUUUGUUUUUUUUCUUUUUUCUUUUUUUUUUUCCUUCUCUCCUUUUCCUUUUCUCCGAGAAACCCCCCGGACGUGCUUCAGUGGCCUUUAGCCAAAAUGAGCGUCGAUUUAAUUGAAUCAGCUACAUGAGUGGAGUCCAAACAAACACGUAUUUCUCCUAAGGAGUGCACUUUUUUUUUUUUCUCUCUCUCUCUCUCUCUCCUCCAUAUCUGCUGAAACAAACGGCGCCAGACGCUCUGGAAAAUAUGGAAAGCGAGGUUUUCAGCCCUUUGCUGGAGCAGUUCAUGCUCACGCCUCUGGUCUGCUGGGUGAAGACGGUCGGGCAGCCGUCGGUGACCGACGGCACCAAAUUAUCGGAAUAUAUUGAGUUGGUGGACGGGAUUUACCUGAACGAGAUAAUGCUUGAGAUAAAUCCUAAAGCCACGGUACAGAGGACCAACAAGAAAGUGAACAAUGACCCCACACUGCGCAUCCAGAACCUUUCUAUUCUCAUCAGGCAGAUUAAAGCCUAUUAUCAGGAGAGUCUCCAGCAACUGGUAAUGAUGCCUUUACCUAACGUGCUGGUACUGGGCCGGAACCCUCUCUCCGAGCAAGGCCUGGAGGAGAUGAAGAAACUACUGCUGCUGCUACUAGGCUGUGCUGUUCAGUGCGAGAAGAAGGAAGAGUACAUUGAGUGUAUCCAGACUCUGGACUUUGACAGCAAAGCUGCCAUAGCCUCCCACAUCCAAGAGGUGACUCAUAACCAGGAGAACGUAGUGGACCUGCAGUGGUUGGAAAGUGGGGAAAUGCCUCCUGAGGAUCUGGACAGCCUCUCCAGAAACCUGGCUUUCCACCUCAAACGCCUGGUGGAUGAAAGGGACACCCAGCUGGAGACUAUAGUGGAGUUAACCCAGGAGAGAGACUGUGUGCAGUUGUCUCCACUGGCUCCCUGUCCAACACAGUCUCCCGGUGACUCCCCCAGCAUGAGGAGAACCGAGAGUCGACAGCAUCUGUCUGUGGAGCUGGCUGAUGCCAAGGCCAAGAUCAGACGCCUUCGUCAGGAACUAGAGGAGAAGAGUGAGCAGCUUUUGGACACCAGACAGGAGCUUGACAACAUGGAGGUGGAGCUCAAGAGGCUUCAGCAAGAGAGCUACCAGCUGCUGUCAGACGCCCGGUCGGCCCGGGCCUACCGUGACGAGCUGGACGCACUCAGGGAGAAAGCGAUCCGUGUCGACAAACUGGAGAGCGAGCUGAGCCGAUACAAAGAGAGACUUCACGACAUCGAGUUUUACAAGGCCAGAGUCGAGGAGCUGAAGGAGGACAACCAGGUCCUGCUGGAAACUAAGACUAUGCUGGAGGAACAGCUGGAUGCUAGCAGGACCCGGUCUGACAAACUGCACCUCCUGGAGAAAGAGAAUCUGCAGCUCAAAUCCAAGAUCCAUGACCUGGAGAUGGAGCGGGACUUGGACCGUAAGCGUAUGGAGGAGCUGUUGGAGGAGAACCUCGUGCUUGAGAUGGCCCAGAAACAGAGCAUGGAUGAGUCUCUGCACCUGGGCUGGGAGCUGGAGCAACUAUCCAAGACACCAGAGAUGACUGAAGUCCCUCAGAAGUCUCUUGGUGAGGAGGUGAAUGAGCUGACCUCGAGCCGCCUGUUGAAGCUGGAGAAAGACAACCAGACCCUGCUGAAGACUGUGGAGGAGCUCAGAGGAGCAGCCAGUCAGGACACCAUGGCAAAACUGGCUAAAGUCAGCCAUGAAAACCAGAGACUGAACCAGAAAUUUGAGCAGCUGCAGAGUGAGCUGACAGCAGACAGGGAGUCGCUUCGCACCGCCGAGUCGCUCAGUACCGACCUGAUGAAGGAGAAGGCUUUACUGGAGAAGACUCUUGAAACACUCAGAGAAAACUCUGAGAGACAGCUGAAGGGUCUGGAGCAGGAGAACAAGCACCUGAGCCAGACGGUGUCAUCUCUACGCCAGCGCUGCCAAGUAGGUGCUGAGGCGCGGGUCAAGGACGUGGAGAAAGAGAAUCGCAUUCUCCACGAGUCCAUCUGCGAGACAACCGCCAAACUCAAUAAGAUGGAGUUUGAAAGGAAACAACUGCGCAAGGAGCUUGAGGUGAUGAAGGAGAAAGGUGAGAGAGCAGAGGAGCUGGAGAUUCAGAUGCAGAAGCUGGAAAGGGACAACGAGAGCCUGCAGAAGAGAGUUGCCAGUCUUGGAAUCACCUGUGAAAAGGUGUCUUCUCUGGAGAAGGAGAACACAGAGUUGGAGGCGGAGGCCCGUCGUCUCAAGAAAAAGCUGGAUGCUCUGAAGAACAUGGCCUUCCAGCUGGAGGCUCUGGAAAAGGAGACCACCCAGCUGGAGCAGGAGAACCUGGAGCUCCGGCGCUCAGCUGAGAGCCUCCGGUCGGCGGGGGCUAAGGCUGCUCAGCUGGAAGCUGAGAACAGGGAGCUGGAGAGUGAGAGGAGCCAGCUGAAGCGCGGCCUGGAACUGCUCAAAGCCUCGUCCAAGAAGACUGAGAGAUUAGAGGUGAGUUACCAGGGCCUAGAUACAGAGAACCAGCGCCUGCAGAAGGCUUUAGAGAACAGCAGCAAGAAGAUCCAGCAUUUGGAAGCAGAGCUGCAAGAGGUGGAGACUGAGAAUCAAACCCUCCAACGCAACCUGGAGGAGCUCAAGAUCUCCAGUAAACGCUUGGAGCAGCUGGAGCAGGAGAACAAGACUCUGGAGCAGGAAAGCUCCCAGCUGGAGAAGGACAAGAAGCUUCUGGAGAAGGAGAACAAGCGGCUGAGGCAGCAGGCCGAGAUCCGCGACUCCAAGCUGGAUGACAGCAACCAGCGGAUCUCCACCUUGGAGAAAGAGAACCGAACCAUGGGUAAGGAGAUGAUCUUCUUCAGGGACUCCUGCACGAGAGUCAAAGACCUGGAGCGAGAGAACAAGGAGCUGGUCAAACAGGCCACCAUCGAUAAGAAGACCCUCAUCACACUCAGAGAGGAGCUUGUGAGUGAGAAGCUGCGAACUCAGCAGAUGAACAAUGAUCUGGAGAAACUGACCCAUGAGUUGGAGAAGAUUGGACUGAACAAGGAAAGGCUGCUACAUGACGAGAGCUCAGACGACAGGUUUAAGCUCCUGGAGACCAAACUGGAGUCGACUCUGAAAUCAUCUUUGGAGAUUAAAGAGGAGAAGAUUGCCGCCCUAGAGGCCAGACUGCAGGAGUCCUCGAACCUCAACCAGCAACUUCGCCAGGAACUCAAGACAGUGAAGAAAAACUAUGAAGCGCUGCGUCAGAGGGAGGAGGAGGAGAGGAUGGUGCAGAGCUCGCCCCCUAGAGGAGGGGAGAACCCACAGUGUGUCAGUAAAUGGGAGAAGGAGAGCCAUGAAGCCACCAGGGAACUGCUGAAAGUCAAAGACAGACUCAUUGAGGUGGAGAGGAAUAACGCCACGCUGCAGGCUGAGAAAGCAGCCCUGAGGAGCCAGCUCAAACAGCUGGAAACUCAAAGCUCCAACCUGCAGGCUCAGAUAGUGGCCCUGCAGAGACAGACUGCCUCUCUACAGGAGAACAAUACGACACUACAGACACAGAACGCCAAGCUGCAGGUGGAGAACUCUACCCUGAGCUCGCAGAGUGCAGCCCUCAUGGCCCAGAAUGCCCAGCUGCAGAGUCAGCAGAGCAGUGUGGAGGGCGAGCGCGAGGGAGCGCUGAAGGAGAAAGAGGAGCUGAGGGCCACCUAUGAGCUGCUCCUCCGUGAUCACGAGAAGCUCGCGGCGCUCCAUGAAAGGCAGGCAGCCGAGUUUGAAGCCCUGAUCGGAAAGCACGGGGGCCUGAAGAUCUCCCACAAGAGCCUGGAGCAGCAGCACAGGGACUUGGAGGACAAGUACAAGCAGCUCCUGCAGAGAAAGGGGGAGCUGGAGGAGCUGGAGAAAAAUCUGAAGGAGCAGCAGGAAAAGAUGGCACUGGAGAAUCAAACCCACCAAGCCACAGCCAACCAGUGCAAACUGCUCAAAGAGGAAAACGAUAGACUUAAUACAACCUACCGUCAGCUGUUGAAGGACAAUGAGAAUCUCCAGCUGGACCAUAAGAACAUAAAGAGCCAGUUAAACAGCGCCAAGCUGGAGCAGACCAAGCUGGAGGCCGAGUUCUCUAAACUGAAGGAGCAGUACCAGCAGCUGGACAUAACCUCCACCAAGCUCACCAACCAGUGUGAACUGUUGAGCCAGCUGAAAGGAAACCUGGAGGAGGAGAAUCGUCACCUGUUGGACCAGAUCCAGACUCUGAUGCUACAGAAUCGCACACUGCUGGAGCAGACCAUGGAGAGCAAAGACCUGUUCCACGUGGAGCAAAGACAAUACAUAGACAAGCUAAAUGAGUUGAGGAGACAGAAGGAGAAGCUCGAGGAGAAGAUCAUGGACCAGUACAAGUUCUACGACCCCUCACCUCCACGCAGGCGUGGCAACUGGAUCACUCUGAAGAUGAGGAAGCUGAUAAAGCCGAAGAGCCGGGAGAGGAUGCGUUCGCUCACGCUGACUCCGUCUCGUUCAGAGUCUGGCGACAGUUUCCUUACCUUUCCCCAAGACAGCCAGGACAGCUCGUCCAUAGGCUCCGGCUCCAACUCGCUGGACGACACACUCACACAAAAGAGGAGCAGCACUAUAAAAAGGUUGCCUUUCAUGAGGAACAGAUCCAAGGACAAAGACAAGGCCAAAGCCAUCUACCGGCGCUCCAUGUCCAUGAAUGACCUGCUGCAGACCAUGGCGGUGGCAGGUGGUCCCGGGGCGCAGUGGGCGGGCAGUACGGAGAACCUAGAUGGCAUUGAGGCUGGAGACGCCGUCAUGACGGGCAGCGGCAGACGCAGCGGGCAGCGCAUGAAGGAGCUUGCCUUUUCCACCAACGCCAUCGACUGUGCUGCCCUCACCCUGCCCACUGCAGGGCACGGAAGGGCUAAGCACCAGUUUCAGGUCAAAGAUAAUGCCUCCUGUGAGGAUGUUCCCGGCUCCUCGGAUGACCCCAAGAGUCAAGCCACCAGACCCUCCAGUCUCCAUAGCAACAGGACCACCAGUAGUAAUAGUAACAAUAACUCCCACCUCACUUCUCCUCUGGAGGGUAAAGGCACAUUGAAUGGCAGCCUCAGUAGGCCUCAGAGUGAGAGCAGCGGAGAGUUCAGCCUGAGCUUAGACCAGGAGGUGUGGUCCAGCAGCGGCAGCAGCCCCGUCCAGCAGCCCACCUCCUCGCGCUCCUCCCACCAGAGCCCCCUGCAGCUGCGCAGAUCGCUCGACCCAUCUGCCGCCGCGGGCAGCCAGAACCAGAUCAGGAAGACGGGAUCCCCUGGAAGUGAGGUGCUUUCCCUGCAGCAGUUCUUGGAUGAGGGUAUUGAUCCUGCAGAGUCCGGCAGUCAGGAGAACCUCACUGUAGACUCUCCCCGCCUGUCCACUUCUACUGAGCAUGUGCAGAAAGAACGCACCUCCACAAAGAGCCGAGGCAUAUUGCGCUCAUCCAGCGGAAAAGCAGCACCAGUCAGCUCCGACCGGCCACCGCGAUCCUCGGGACAACCCGGGCGCCCAACCCUGCGGAAGGCGGAGAGCACCCGUGUGAAAGGCUCCGUCCCAGUCCGCUCCAGCCUGUCCACGCAGGGCAAAGCCACAUCCGUCUCCGAACGCCUGGACUCGGCCUCCUCCACGCUGCCCCGAGCCAGCAGCGUCAUCUCCACCGCUGAAGGCACCACGCGGCGCACCAGCAUCCACGACCUGCUCUCGAAGGACAACCGGCAGCCCGUGUCGGUUGACGCUUCUCCUCCCAUCGCCUCCACCAAGGCUGGGGUACGCUCCCAGUCUACAUCCAGUGAGUACCACCCCAACAGCACCAACCUAAAGGGACCCCUUAUCACCACCACCCCCCUGCCCAAGUCACUCAGCUUACCUUGCCAUAGCUUGGAAGACCCCGACCUCUCCACCAUCGAGUCUUUCCUCGGCCCUUCCUUCACUGUAGAGUCGGUGUUCAUGGACUCCAUUUUUAGUGAGUCAGCGGGCAAAAACCUCCCCUUCCUUGCUCUCAACCCCACCCUAGUCAGCAAUAUCAGUGGGCCACCUGUUACAAAUAAAACCCCCCAGGCUCCACCUAUUCCAAAUUACAUUUCCACCCAAAACCAGACCCCUCACAGCCAAUCAAACGGCCAGAUGAGAUCCGGUCCAGCCAGUCUGCAGGAGUGUAACGAGGGCAUCGACCCCAGUCAUGUGAAUAAUUCGGACCAGUCACUGAGCCCAGAGGACAGCCAGUCUCUGUGGUAUGAGUACGGGUGUGUGUGAACGACAGGGAGGUUCUGGCUUGCUGAUCUUUAUACCAGACUUGACUUAGAGUGGAGAAUGAAAAGGAUAGAUAAAUGACAAAUCCUCCUCCUCUGCAUGUAUUUAUCAGAGCCCUGUCUGUCUCUGUGUGGUGUAUUGGUUUCAUGCUUUCUCGUUUGCCAUUGUGCUGAUUGGUGAUUUGCUCUUUUGUUAUUGUUAUUUUUGUUUUUUUGGGGGGAAUUUUUGGUUUGGUUUGGUUUGGUUUGUUUUUUUGUUUUUUUUUUGGUCACCACCUGUUCUGACCUUUUUCUGUCCUGUUCUGUUGGACUCUGAUGAAUGUUCUUCCGUCCAACAGCAUUUACCAUAUUAUUGUUUCCUCAUCAAAUCCGUUUCACUGGCUAACACUAUACUAUUAUCUGCUGUAGUGGGUUUAUACAUCACAGUUAAAGCUUGGUGUUUCUGUUCAGAGCUUCACUCGUAAAUUAGCUGUGAGCAGAAAUGUUGGAGAUUCAGCCAUAAAAAAACAGCAGGAAAUGUAAAUGUGAGAAAUAGCUGUCUCCAGAUAAGGAGCAAAGCAUUGUGGGACAGAUCUCACAGUAGCAAUUUCUUCAAAUUAAAGUCUUUCAGUGUGUCAGAUAAUAGGUUCACUUGUUACCCGUUGCUUAUCGUGUUUUAGUGUACUGGAGACUGUCUUUUUCACUGCUGUUAACUCGGUUGCAUUAUCCACUAAACUGCAUGGCUUUGUCCUGUCUCAGUCCGACCUGAAACACUCAUUUUGAUUGCUCUGAUCAAAAUGUUUAUGUUUAUCCUCUUUUUGUUUCUAUUGACGGUGUGUAUUGUUUCUUUAUUGUACAUUUGACACCUUUUUUCUGUAUUUUCUUUUACGUAUAUUAACUGUAGCAUUUGCUCUGCGGAUGAUGGGUUUUGACCUGGAGGACUUCUUGGGCUGGUGACAAAAUGAUGUAGCUUCAUUCCCAGAAUGAUCUGAGGGGAGGAUUUAGUUGGUUAAGGGAAAGUUGACAGUGAAGGUAGUGGAAUAUGACCAGAGUGAUUGUUAUAUUUUAGAUGUAGGCAGUCUUUGAUAGAGUUGUUGAAACAGGGAGUCAUUCUAGUAAGUUGAGGGUAGUUUGUAGUGGUCCGAUUGUUUUGCGAAUGAAGCUAACAUCAUUUCUUUUGGUAUCUGGAAACUUCUAUUUAUCCAUCCCAACGCACCACAAUUCGAGAAUGGAUAAUAUUUGACUAUGUAUUUUAGACUGACAAGACCUUGUACAGAUUGUUGUAAUCAUUAAGUUAUAAUCAAAGACGAGCACUGCUUUAUGUGCCAAUACUAGUAGAACUGUCUGCAUCCUAGAUCCUUAUUUAUUUCUGCUUUUGUACUCUGUAGUUGCUGUUUGAAGUUGCUUUAUUGUAUUUAUCUUGAUCUAUAGUAUAUGCAGAUAUAAAGUAAAUGAAAAUGUUCUUGUCAUUCUCUACAGAUGUAACAUAAACAUUGCCUUUGUCCUACAGAUGAGGAGGGCAGAAAGUCUAAAAGCAGGAGCGGGGAGCCGCAGCAAAGCUGCUAAACCCUGCCUCCCCCCAACCUCGUCUGUCUGCUACCAUGCUGUGAGCGCGUGGUGAGUGAGUG
Molecule: messenger RNA, 7985 nt
Organism: Xiphias gladius (swordfish)
Lineage: Eukaryota; Metazoa; Chordata; Actinopteri; Istiophoriformes; Xiphiidae
Product: girdin-like
Exons: 35
Coding region: 356-6382 (2008 amino acids)
Biological process (GO): cytoplasmic microtubule organization; cytoskeleton-dependent intracellular transport
Cellular component (GO): centrosome; cytoplasm
Molecular function (GO): microtubule binding; dynein light intermediate chain binding
Source: RefSeq, a predicted model, not a curated record